This is a messenger RNA of Penicillium psychrosexuale, 455 nucleotides long. Its product is annotated as E2 ubiquitin-conjugating protein MMS2. The record is from RefSeq and is a predicted model, not a curated record. The transcript is spliced from 5 exons. Bases 36 to 455 code for a protein of 139 amino acids. Gene Ontology annotation, cellular component: nucleus. Gene Ontology annotation, biological process: DNA damage tolerance; protein K63-linked ubiquitination. NCBI's taxonomy places the organism in Eukaryota, Fungi, Ascomycota, Eurotiomycetes, Eurotiales, Aspergillaceae.
UUUCCAGCCUCCGAAACCACUACUCGGUGUUCAACAUGGCCGCCAAGGUCCCAAGAAACUUUCGACUCCUGGAGGAGCUCGAGAAGGGCGAGAAGGGUCUGAGUGCAGAUGCCUGCUCAUACGGACUUGCUGAUGGAGAGGAUAUGAUGAUGAGCAACUGGAAUGGAACCAUCCUUGGUCCGCCUCACAGCGUUCAUGAGAACCGGAUAUACAGUGUGAACAUCCACUGCGGACCUGACUACCCCGAUAACCCGCCUACCGUUCAAUUCGUUUCUCGAGUCAACAUCCCCUGUGUUGAUCCCAGCUCUGGCAAGGUCGAUCCGACAAAGCUCCCUACCCUUGCGCAGUGGAAACGAGACAACACUAUGGAGACGGUUCUGAUUGAGUUAAGAAGGUACAUGGCCUUGCCCCAGCAUAAGAAGCUGCCGCAGCCCCCGGAGGGCUCGACUUUCUAG